This is a messenger RNA of Saccharomyces paradoxus, 1644 nucleotides long. RefSeq names its product chitinase (gene CTS1). Gene Ontology annotation, biological process: carbohydrate metabolic process. The coding region runs from base 1 to 1644 and encodes 547 amino acids. NCBI's taxonomy places the organism in Eukaryota, Fungi, Ascomycota, Saccharomycetes, Saccharomycetales, Saccharomycetaceae. Gene Ontology annotation, cellular component: extracellular region. Gene Ontology annotation, molecular function: chitinase activity. The record is from RefSeq and is a predicted model, not a curated record. The transcript has a single exon.
AUGUCACUCCUUUACGCCAUCCUUCUAUUUACACAAUUCUUCCUAUUACCAACCGAUGCCUUUGAUAGUUCUGCUAACACAAAUAUUGCUGUUUACUGGGGUCAAAACUCAGCGGGAACGCAAGAAUCCUUAGCUACUUACUGUCAAUCUUCUAAUGCUGAUAUUUUCCUAUUAUCUUUCUUGAACCAAUUUCCAACCCUAGGUUUGAACUUUGCCAAUGCAUGCUCCGACACUUUUUCCGAUGGUUUACUUCACUGUACCCAAAUUGCCGAAGAUAUUGAGACUUGCCAAUCUCUAGGUAAGAAAGUUCUAUUAUCAUUAGGUGGUGCGUCUGGUAGCUACCUAUUUUCAGAUGAUUCUCAAGCGGAAACUUUUGCGCAAACUUUAUGGGAUACUUUUGGUGAAGGUACCGGUGCUAGUGAAAGGCCAUUUGACUCAGCAGUUGUCGAUGGUUUUGAUUUUGAUAUUGAAAACAACAACGAGGUAGGCUAUAGUGCUUUGGCCGCCAAAUUAAGAACUUUGUUUGCCGAAGGUACCAAGCAAUAUUAUCUUUCUGCCGCUCCACAAUGCCCAUACCCAGAUGCUUCUGUUGGUGACUUGUUAGAAAAUGCAGACAUCGACUUUGCAUUUAUUCAAUUUUACAACAACUACUGCAGUGUUAGCGGUCAAUUCAAUUGGGACACUUGGUUAACCUAUGCUCAAACCGUAUCGCCAAAUAAAAAUAUCAAACUGUUCUUAGGUUUACCUGGUUCUGCUUCUGCUGCUGGCUCAGGUUAUAUUUCUGACACUUCCUUAUUGGAAUCUACUAUUGCAGAUAUUACCUCUUCAAGCUCUUUUGGUGGUAUUGCGUUAUGGGAUGCAUCUCAAGCCUUUUCCAAUCAGCUAAAUGGCGAACCAUACGUUGAAAUUUUAAAAAAUUUACUAACAAGUGCCAAUCAGGCCACCACUACUUCAGUUGCUACUUCAAAAACCUCAGCCACUUUGACUUCAUCUACUUUUACUUCUCAGAAAAAGACCACUCAAUCUACGAAAACUACACAAAGUAAGAGCAAAGUCACUUUAUCUCCAACUACAGGCAGCGCUGACAAAACAUCAACUACUCAAACUGAAAAGGCAUCGUCGAGUAGUACCAAGGCAAAAUCUAGUCCGGCCACCACCACAACAAAAAGUACUUCAAAUCCCGUUGCUAUCACAAGUAUGAAAACUACUUUAUCUCCCCAAAUAACCAGUGCUACCUCAGUGACACCUCAAACAACCAUCAUCAGCACAGUUUCUCCAGCCGCUCCUCAAACGUCUACCACCAGUACACUUUCCCCAACAACGAAAAGUCCUACAACUGUUUCCCUACAAACGACUAGUACUAGUACACUUUCCCCAACAACGGCUAGUACAAGCUCGGACAGUGCAGCUCGUACAUUGGCUAAGGAAUUGAAUGCUCAAUAUGCAGCCGGUCAAUUGAACGGUAAAUCUACCUGCAGUGAAGGUGAAAUUGCAUGUUCUUCUGAUGGGAAGUUUGCUAUUUGUGAUCAUAACGCUUGGGUUUAUAUGGAAUGUGCUUCAGGAACUACAUGUUAUGCUUAUGAUUCUGGUGACUCGGUCUAUACCCAAUGUAAUUUCUCUUAUUUGGAAAGCAAUUACUUCUAA